CGCAGAAAUUAGGGCGAAAUUGUUUAUUCUCAAACCCUAAUUUCCAUUUUCUUUUUUAGCUUUUGAAAUGUUUUUUUUCUUUUGAGAGUUUGGAUUUGGCGCGCAGGUGAGAAGAAUCGAGAGCUCUUUGAGUUUGAUUUUCCCGCCUUCUGUUCUUGUUUGAUCCAUCAUUUCGAUUCUGUGUAAAGAAAUCUCCUCGCCGGCGCUUCAUCGGAUCCUUAUUUUUGUAAGGAACGGUUCAUUAGGGUUUUGGGUUCUUCUUUUCAUGGCGUCUGCUGUUUUAGCCAAUCACGAACCUAGUUGGCCAACGAGCGAACGCAACGGCAGUGGCGGAGGAGUUGGAGGAGGAGCGUUUAUGGCGAGAGUUCCGUUCUCAAACCCUAAAUCUAAACCUAAUAUGAAAAAGAGGAAAACUAAUGGUGAAAUUAACAACUUUCAUCAGAUGGGUGAAGAAAUGGGCAACGUAACAACUCUAUCUCCUUCAGAUAAUGGAUCUUCCAUCGAUCGUUACCAUGGAUCUUCGAACUUACAGUACAACCAAUAUGUGAGUUUCAAUAUAACUUCGUGUUCUGGGAGGGAUUUGUUUGAGCUGAGGAAACGGUUGUUGGGGGAGCUUGAACAAGUUAGACGAAUCAAGAAUCGUAUUGAAUCUGGGGACAUUGGUAUUGGACCUAAUUAUUUCAAGAAAUCUUCCAAGAUCAAGGGAUUGAACAAGCGGCCGAAGGUGCCACCUAGUUUUGGCAGAAAUUUGCAGGUUCCGAAUUCGUUUGAAGGUGGGAAUCUGAUGAAGACUUGCGCUCAAAUCUUGAACAAAUUGAUGAAGCAGAAAUAUGGGCUGAUCUUCAACAAGCCGGUGGAUGUGGUUGGGUUGGGUCUUCACGACUAUUAUGAUAUUAUUAAGCAUCCUAUGGAUUUAGGGACUGUGAAAUCUAAACUGGCUAAGAAUUUAUAUGGCUCGCCUUUGGAUUUUGCUGAUGAUGUUAGGCUAACAUUUAACAAUGCAAUGAUGUACAAUCCCAAGGGUCAUGAAGUUCAUGUAUUGGCUGAACAGUGGUUAGUGAAAUUUGAGGAAAUGUUUCUUCCUGUUAGUAAGAAGUUGGGUGCACUGAAGCAGCCAGAUCCAUAUGAAGAGGAAUUGCAAGCCAGUUCUUGGAAUCAUGUUGAGGUGGAGAAGGUGAAUUUCAACUCAAAUGGGAACAAAUCAGAAGAAGUAAGAGUACCAUUGAGCUCAUCAAAGCCUCCUUCGGUUCAAUCACCAGUGAGAACCCCAUCGCCAGUGAGGGUACCACAAGUGAAGCCAGUAAGGCAGCCAAAGCCAAAGGCUAAGGAUCCCAACAAAAGGGAUAUGAGUUUAGAGGAGAAACACAGAUUGGGAAUUGGAUUGCAGGGCUUGCCUCCUGAAAAGAUGGAUCAGGUGGUACAGAUUGUGAAGAAGAGAAGUGGACAUUUGAGACAGGAUGGGGAUGAGAUUGAGCUGGACAUUGAAGCAGUCGAUACCGAGACCCUUUGGGAACUGGACCGGCUGGUGACGAAUUGGAAGAAAAUGAUGAGCAAAGUCAAACGGCAAGCUCUCGUCAAUGACAAUGCAAAUGCAGAUUUGAAUAAAGAGAAUAAUGAGAUAUCAUCUGCAAAUGAGAUGAAUGAGGUUAAAACAGAGGCGAAGAAGCUUAGAAAAGGGGAUGUGGCUGAAGAAGAUGUGGACAUUGGGGAUGAGGUGGUACCAAUGGGUGGUUUCCCUCCUGUUGAAAUUGAAAGAGAUGCAGUUGCUCAUGCUAGUAGUAGUUCUGAUAGCUCUAGUAGUUCAGGGAGUGAUGAUUCUUCCUCUUCAAGUGGUUCUGAUUCAGAAGGUAGCUCCUCCGAUAGUGAUUCAGAUGGUGAUGGUCAAUCAUAGGGGCCCAUUUCUGCAAGGAUAUAGUAACAGCUUUCUGAACUCGCAGUCCACUCAAUCACAUCAGUAUCAAGAUUCUGAGGUAUGGUGAAUAAAAAAACCAGCUUCUUCAUCAUUAUUGUUGUUACUGUCAGUAUUCUUCAUCAUGGCUGGAAAAAAUAGGGGGGAACAGAUUUCCAGGCUCUUAUAUUGUUCAGUGUUGUGAAUUUCAGAUGUGAAAUGUGAAGUUUAAGUUGGGGCUACUGAUGUAAGGAACGAACAGGAUUUUGGAACUUUUUGACCUUUGCACUUCUGCUGGCCAUUGCUUUAUAUCAGAAAGGAAUUGAGAGAAAUUGUAGAUGGCACGAGUUUAGAAUGGAGAUAGAUUCAAGUUUUUCUUUUUUCUUUUGAUUUUUUUAUUUCUUAAAAGGUUGUUUCCUAGAAUGUACAUAAUCAAAUUGUUAAUUUCCCAGAUCGUAUAUAUUUCCCCCUUUUUUUUGUGAAUUGAAAUUUGUUGUGUAUACAAAAAGGAAGAAACACAAGAUCUUGUUUCUCGAGUAUAAUUCAGUUCCAAUAUUUGAACUGCUUUUUCUUUU
Messenger RNA from Benincasa hispida (wax gourd), 2463 nucleotides. RefSeq names its product transcription factor GTE7-like. NCBI's taxonomy places the organism in Eukaryota, Viridiplantae, Streptophyta, Magnoliopsida, Cucurbitales, Cucurbitaceae. Gene Ontology annotation, molecular function: protein binding. The record is from RefSeq and is a predicted model, not a curated record.